Molecule: messenger RNA, 2730 nt
Organism: Phlebotomus argentipes
Lineage: Eukaryota; Metazoa; Arthropoda; Insecta; Diptera; Psychodidae
Gene: red
Product: lysM and putative peptidoglycan-binding domain-containing protein 1
Exons: 4
Coding region: 333-1115 (260 amino acids)
Source: RefSeq, a predicted model, not a curated record
UGUUGUUCAGGGAGAAACGCACACAGUAUCGGGUCAGAGAUUGAUAAGACUUUUUACAGCACUGGCGAAAUUCGCUCAGUCGUUCGUCUAAUCUCGAGUGUGAUUUAUAGACUAGCCAGUGAGACAUGAACAGUGGCCAAAAUCGCGUUUCAAUUACCCGAGAUUGUGAGUGAGUGCUCAUUAUUUCUUAUCAAAGAAUUCUCAGUUAUUGAUUUACAUCGCGAUCGAAUACCUUCCGUGUGAUUUAUUGCUUUUAAAUGCCUUGCAAAUCUUACCUUUGAGUGACCUCAAGUGUUCAUCCGGAGAUUAAAUUGUGAGGGCUCUUCAUAUCCAUGGCCAUGGACCUCAUCGUGGGAGCAGUCAAAAUCUGGCGAAUGCAUUCUGGCUUCACAGAAAUAGUGACACAAAUGGAGGAAGAUUCGUUCUUCACGGAGAAGCAAUCAAUUAGAGAAUCUGGCAGAUCUCUCAAGAAAUACGGCAGCACAUGCAAUCACGUGAGAAAUACCGACGUGCUCGUUCGCCAUGAGGUGGAAAAGACGGACACGCUGCAGGGAAUCGCCCUGAAAUACGGCUGCUCGACGGAGCAAAUCCGGCGCGCCAAUCGCCUGUACGCCUCGGACAGUCUCUUCCUGCGACAGUACUUAAUGGUGCCCGUGGAUCGGAACUCGCCGUACGCGCCCAAGGAUGAGCGCCCCCACUCGCUGCCGCCGCAGCGAGCCAACACCUUCGCCGGCAGCUGUUCCACGGACACCAACGCAAACAGUCGCUCCCUGGACCACAUGGCCAUGUCGCCGGACGAGGAGAACAGACGGAGCGUGGAUGAGUUCCUGGGGAAGAUCGACAGCACCAUCGCCGAGUCCCGGAAAUACGUGAAGAAGUCCCAGAAUAGUAUUGAUUUCCUGUCUCCGGACUGUGUGGAUGGCGACGGCAUGUUCUCGCCCACGAGCAAGCGGUCGAACUCGGCGUCUUACAGCCACCCAGGCUCGUCGUCGCACCACCGGAACAGCUCAUCGGGCAGCGACUCCAGUCACCUGAUCAUGAUGACGCAGGGGCGCCACGUGCAGAACUCGUUGCAGCGACUCGAGAGACAGCAGGAUGAGCUGUUCGAGUUGUAGCAUUCGGUGAAUGCCCUGCCCAAGUUCUACUACAAGCUCUACUGCAUCAAUUUGCCCAAUUUGCGUGGCCACAUGAGUCGGAUGCUGCGGAAUGGGAGCGACGAGAGCAAGUGUCUGGUGAAGAGAGCACAAUUUUGAGGCGCAGCAGCGCGUGGAAUGGCAGCAAGUCGAGAGGUACUUAUUGAUGGGAAGAAAACAUAUCCUUUGGUGUCUCCCAAUGACAAAUUCUCAAGUCUGAGAAAUAAUAAGGAGAGCAAGAGCGAGAGAGAGAAAAGAGGCGACAAAUGUCGAUAAGAGAGAACGACAAGUUAACCCUCCAAAGCAUAAAUGUUAAUUAAAACAGAUCAAUAUAUUUAAUCACGGGCGCUCUUUUUUCCUCCGUCUUUUACACGGCAGCACCAAGAAAUAUCGAUUUAUUUUCAUACGCGAUCCCACUUUUUGAAGCGCACCCUCGCCUUUCGCCCCCAAUAUAAAUAAAUUCCGCAUUUUUUGUCAUGGAGAAAUGCAAAAAAGGGCAAAGAGAAAUAUUUGCGGGCAAACUCUUUCUCUAGUGCUUUCUAGGCGCCAUGUAUACAUUAGAUUUUCUUUGUCUAAAUUCGCUGGAUUUUUGCUCUCUCAACGAGAGAUUUUUUUUUCUUCUCAAUAUGAACAUGAUAUCAAUUGCCUUAUUGAGUAUAAUUCAGUAAUUAUUGAAUUGAUAGCGAGAGAUGUGAAGAGUGCGUGUUGAAUUGGAAAUAAAGUGUUUUGAGCACAUCUCGGAAAAUGGGUGAAAAAGAUUCUUGUAAUUAAGGAGCGAGAGAGAAUUUGUGAAAAUUAAGAGACUUUCCUUUGGUUUAUUCCAUUUCCACACAAUUGUUCUGUAAUAUUAGACUCUAAAUAUUUUAUGAAAAGAAAUAUUGUUAUAAGUUAGUGAGGAGAAGAAAAGAAGAAGAAGAAAAAAAAGAUAUAAGAGAAGACAUGAAUAAAUCACAUGAUAUUACUACUUGUAAAUAAUGCAAUGAUAGAGAGAGAAAGAGAGAACUUUACAUCAAGUAUUUUCUUCGUGCCUCCCAUUUGAUUUCAAUGUACAGUGGUGGAAAGAUUGCUGGGCGCACUUGAGAAGCUACCUUUGGACUCUGGGAAUUUUGUGUUUGAAAGGAGUUUAGUAUCAACACAAACAUUGAGAUGAAAGUGGGUCAUGUUGUCAGUCAACCAAGCGACAAACUCACAAAUAAUAACAAUAAUAAUAAUGAAUGGAAGUUCCCAAAAAAACAGCGAUGCCGCCACUGUAAAGUCACGCAAUUCAAUAAUAAUUAAUUCAAUUUAAUAUAAUCACAUUUAAUUCUUCUUCAAGUUUAUUGCAAAUGAAUCAUUGAACACACACACACACACACAAUAUUGUACAUAUGCAAUUUGUACAUAAAAUGACGAAGAGUACGUAAACAACACAAAAAAAAGAGUUGAGAUGAAAAUUAGCAACUGUAUAAGAAUAAAAUUCUAUAUUGAGGAAAUGAUUGUGGAAAUUUAACCAAAAAUAUUUAAUGUUGUGUUUACGUCUAUGAGCUGAUAAGAGGAAUGAUAAGAGAACGUAUUGUAUAAAAAAUACCUGAUAAAUAGAUGAUGAGAGAGAGAAUGA